Messenger RNA from Pseudopipra pipra, 2203 nucleotides. Its product is annotated as C-type lectin domain family 2 member D-like. NCBI's taxonomy places the organism in Eukaryota, Metazoa, Chordata, Aves, Passeriformes, Pipridae. The record is from RefSeq and is a predicted model, not a curated record. Bases 383 to 1021 code for a protein of 212 amino acids. The transcript has 7 exons.
AAGCAAGGUGCAAAACAAAUACCUUUGUUCCUUGGAUGAAUCACACCAGGAUCUGCUGGAGAACAGCCAGUACUGCCCGAUUUGUAAAAGUAUGAAACAUUCCCCCAUGGCUUUGCAAGGGAACAGGCAAACAGCCAGAGAGCUCUAAAGUCAAAACCACGCCUCUGUGGUUGACUCUCCUCCCCAACUCAGUGGCUCAAAUGACUCAGUUCAGAGAAAUAUCCCACACAUCGAGAGCUGCCCUGCGAGCCCCUUGUUGCUGACAGAGUUGCUUCUUGGGAAGAGAAUUGAGCAAAUUGUGGUGAAAAGAGGCUGCCAAGUGCAUCCACCCCACAGAGCCCAGGAGAACGUCAGCCCCGGGCCAUGAGGUUUCUGUGCCACGAUGGGGAAGGGAAUCCAAAAGCCAAAUUCUUCAAUCCAGGAAGAAACACUGAACACCUGCAGUGAUCCAGAGAAACAGUGCAAAUGGGGGUCCUACAGAACCGAGUCAGACCGGAGAACAUCCCCCAAGACGUGUGUUCUCGCUCAGAGUGUGUUCCUGGGGAUCCUCAGCUUGAGCCUGGUCGUGGCACUGACUGUUCUCGGUGUCAGACCCCCUUUCCCUGAGCCGGAAUUCUCCCACGUGUGCCCAGACACCUGGCCUGGUUUCCAAGGAAAAUGUCAUUAUUUUUCUGAGGCUGAGGGUAACUGGACCACGGGCCGGGAAAGGUGUGAGGCCCUGGGAGCUUCCCUGGCCACCAUAAGCACGAGGGUUGAACUGGCCUUCCUUCUGCGCUAUAAAGGUGAAGCAAACCACUGGAUCGGGCUGAGAAUGAGGGAUAACGGCUGGGAGUGGAUCAAUGGCACGGCCUUGAACGGCAGGUUUGAGGUGAGGGGUGGAGGACCCUGUGGGUACCUGAACUAUGGGUGGAUCAGCUCGUCCCUGUGCCACACGGAGAAGAACUGGAUCUGCAGCCGCCCCAAUGACUAUGUCCUGUGGAAGGGGAAAUUAAGAGACCCCAAAACAGGAGUUUCACCCUAGAUCUCCAACCAGAUGAGGGAGCUUCACCCCAGCACUGCAACUGGAACUGCUGGGGGAACAUCCCAGUUGUCCGGUCAGGAAAUUUUCGCUGAAUAUCUCAAAAAUAUCUUGUAUUGGAAAGCACCUCACAAGGAUCAUCAAGUCCAACCCUCAGCCCUGCCCAGGCCCAUCCCCAGGAGUCACCCCCUGUGCCCCAGAGGAUCAUCCAAACCCUCCUGGAGCUCUGGCAGGUUUGGGGGCUGUGCCCACUACCCUGGGGAGCCUGGGCAGUGCCCAACCAGCCUCUGGGGGAAGAACCUUUUCCUGGGAUCCAACCUGACCCUACCCUGACACAGCUCCAGCUCUUCCCUGGGGUCGGCAUCCAGAGGGACCUUGAAAAGUCCUCCAGCAAAGCCUUGGACACUGUCUCCCAGGGCACACUCCUGGAAAAGCUGCAGCCCAUGGCCUGGACAGGGUUGCACAGGAAAGCAGGGAUGGAGCCACUUGGCUUAUUGUUAUCUGUAGUAAUAUAAAAGCAUAAAAAUAACUCUUAAGUAUCAGGAACCAACAUUAUAUGACCCUGAGAGAAUCUCAAGGGGAGCUCAGCAACUUUAAUGCAGACAUGGUGAGAUGUAUCCAUGUGUGUGUGAAAUUGUUUGGGAGUAUUUUUCUCCUGCUCUGUAAAUGCUUAAUUAAAAAGUAGAUAUAGAGAAAAGUCACUAACAGGAAUUUACUGCUUAUGUAACUGGGUGCAUAAACCAUGAAAAAAUUGUAAUAAAAUUUUUUUUUGUACCACACGAGGUCCGUGCCCGAGUGUGUCAGGUGGAGGCAUCAUCCAGCUUCCCAGCUGCGGGCGAGGAGAGCUGGAAAGGGGCUUUUUGGCAUAUCCACUUGUGGUCACCGACACAGAUAUCAAGAUCCAAGUGGUUGCCUUUCAGGGUCCCACACCCUUCAUCCAGCUCCGGCAGGUCCCCAAACCUGCACGACAAAGGGUUUAUUGGCUGAGAGGAGCAAAAAGUGUCCCAGUCCUGCCGGAAAGGAGACAAAGGGGUGUUUCUCUUGCCCUUUUCCUGCACUGUUUUCCGGGGGAGGUGCCCGGCUGUGAGGGCGGUCAGUGCAGUGCAACCUCUCCUCUUCCUCGUCCCCGCCUUCCUCGGCGACGUCACGGGCCCGUCGGAAUAAAACGCUCCGGCGGCCAAGAAA